Molecule: messenger RNA, 1587 nt
Organism: Trypanosoma cruzi
Lineage: Eukaryota; Euglenozoa; Kinetoplastea; Trypanosomatida; Trypanosomatidae
Product: mucin-associated surface protein (MASP), putative
Exons: 1
Coding region: 1-1587 (528 amino acids)
Source: RefSeq, a predicted model, not a curated record
AUGAUGGCGAUGAUGAUGACUAGCCGUGUGCUGCUGGUGUGUGCCCUCUGCGUGCUGUGGUGCGGUGUCUGCGGUGUUUAUGCGAGGAACCCUGACAACAACUCACUGGGCGGCUACAUGGCGUCGGGAGGGUUUGGAAGGAAUAAGUCGUUUCUGUCAACUGGAUCUAUUAAAAACUUAUCCACACCGCUUUUGCUGUCAGCAUCGUUUAUCUCUGCUAUACAAGCCGAAGCUCGUGAAGAAGUUUCUUCUACAAGAGUUACUAAUUCGCCUUUAAGUGGAGCCACGGGUUUUGGUACUGUUCCACAUGCUCCUGUUCCUGCUAUUCCUGGUGCUGCUGUUCCCGGUCAUUUUGCUGAUGCUAUUCCUGGCCCUUCUCCUGUUCGUGUUCCUGGUGCUAUUCCUGGUGCUGCCGUUUCCGCUCAUGCUGCUGCUGCUUUUUCCGGUCCUGGUGCUGCUGCUCCAGGUAAUGCUGCUGAUGCUAUUCCUGGCCCUGGUCCUAGUCCUGCUUUUUCCGGUCCUGUUCGUGGUGCUGCUGUUCCUGGUCAUGGUACUGCUGGUCCUGGUGCUGUUCGUGGUGCUGCUGGUCAUGGUCAUGGUACUGCUAUCCCUGGUGCUGCUAUUCCUGGUGCUGCUAUUCCCGGUUAUGGUGCUGCUGGUCCUGGUCCUGGUGCUGCUGGUCAUGGUCAUGGUCCUGCUGCUAUUCCUGGUUCUCCUGUUCCCGGUCACGGUCCUGGUGCUACUCCUGGUUCACUUCGUGGUCCUGCUGUUCCCGGUGAUGAUGCUGCUGUUCCUGCUUUUUCCGGUCUUGGUGAUGCUGUUGCUGAAGCUGGUCCCGGUGCUGCUGCUGUUUUUUCCAGUCUUGGUGCUGCUGUUCCCGGUCAUGCUGCUGGUCCUGCUGGUGCUGGUGCUGCUGCUGCUUUUUCCGAUCCUGGUGAUGCUAUUCCCGGCCCUGGUCCUUUUCGUGGUCCUGCUUUUUCCGGUCUUGGUGCUGUUGGUCCCGGUGCUGCUGCUGCUUUUUCCGGUGGUGGUCAUUCUGUUCUUGGUGGAAGUGAACCUCCGGACUCUCGCCCCGUCGUUAUUUCCUCAAAUGAAGGUGGUAAUGGAAAAACAACCCCGGUCAGUGUUUCAUCCGAUGAGCAGAUUGUAUCCCCACAAGAAGUUUUGGCACAAAAAGAGACAGGGAGUCAGCACACCUCUUCGCCCGAAGGACAGCCAACGGUGUCAUCCAACAAUGAAAAGAAAAGAAACAAUUUUGCUUCAGCAGGGGGUCGCAGUAUUGGCCACGACGCCGCGGGAGAUGAACUCCAAGACUCUUUGGAAGAACAAAAGAAAAAUGACCAUUCACAAACGAACGAGACAAAAAAAUCACCAGGGGAUCAAAUUACAGGAUCCCAACGCAAUGGAAAAGAACUCUCGGAAGUAUCCAACACAACAACGCAUGGGGUAAAAACUCAACAGCCAAAGACAAAUUCCGUAAAUGAGAAGAACUACAGUCAAAACACGGAUGCAUCCCACACCACCUCCCCUCUUUUGCUUCUUCUUGUUGUUGCGUGUGCGGCUGCUGCUGCGGUGGUGGCCGUGUGA